UUUUGUAAUUUUUUCAGUAAAUUUUGAGUGAACUAAUGCUUUAUGUAAUUUAUGACUUAUAUUUUCGUAUAUUUAUAAGAUUUCACAUGUAAAUUUUAUAACCUAACAAUUAAAAUAUAAACAGCCUGUGAAACUAGAGUAAAUAUGUUUUCUACGAAAUUUUUACCAAAUACUUUAAAGGGAUUUCGAAGUUUACAGCCGUUUUUAAUUCAAACAAAUGCUCAAAGAUCAUAUAAAAGAUGGUUCGCUCCAACAUUAAUGGAAAUCAAAAGACGUAAAGAUAAUCUUGGCCCACAACCUCCAUCAAAAAGAUCAUCGUUUAUUGAAUGGAAUUAUAAUGCAGAAUUAUUUGCAUUUGGAAAACGUUUAAAUGAAAAUUUUGAUGAAAAUUUAUUAAAAAAUGCGUUUGUAAAUCGAUCUUUUAUUUUACAAGAAGAAGUGCGUCAACGUGAAGCUGGAGUCGAUAACCCAGAAGUGAAUUUAAUUGAUAAUCGUAAACUCAUUGAAAAUGGCGAAAAUUUUAUUUCAAAAAUUGUUAAGAAAUUUCUAGUAGAUAAUUUACCACAGUUUCCCGAAGAGGGUCGCAAUGCAGUACAUGAUUAUUUAUUAUCCGAAACAGUUUUAUCGAAUAUAUCGUUUCAUAUUGGUACCAAAGAUAUAAUUUUAUCAGCGGAGUUUCCACCUAAUGAAUCAACUUUGGCUGAUACGUUAAAGGCGGUUAUUGGAGCCUUAUUACAAUCAUCGGGAGAAGAACGCGCUGAAAAUUUUGUUAAAGAUUUUAUACUAACACAACUAAAUGGGAAAGAUGUAAAUGAUAUUUGGAGGGUAGACGAUCCUAUGGGUAUUUUACAAAAAUUACUAGCAGAACAAAAUCGAGGAGAACCAGAACCGAGAUUGUUAAAUGAAGCUGGAAAGAAUACUAUUUUAGCAUGUUUCGAAGUUGGAAUCUAUUCUGAUAAACAAUUGAUUGCUUCAGGAUUUGGAGAAAGCAUACAAAUUGCUAUUGAAGUUGCAGCUCGACAAUCAUUAAAAAAAAUAUUCAAAACUGAAGAUAAUUUAGCACCAUUUUCGUAUAAUACACCUCAAAGUAGCAUAUCGUUAAACCCCUAAUGUUAUUGUUCUUGUAAAUUUUAUUUCGUAAUUCUGUAAAAUAAAUUUAAAAAC
Messenger RNA from Chrysoperla carnea, 1164 nucleotides. It is a transcript of the gene mRpL44, whose product is annotated as 39S ribosomal protein L44, mitochondrial. The record is from RefSeq and is a predicted model, not a curated record. Bases 145 to 1110 code for a protein of 321 amino acids. Gene Ontology annotation, cellular component: nucleus. Gene Ontology annotation, molecular function: double-stranded RNA binding; ribonuclease III activity. NCBI's taxonomy places the organism in Eukaryota, Metazoa, Arthropoda, Insecta, Neuroptera, Chrysopidae. The transcript has 4 exons. Gene Ontology annotation, biological process: primary miRNA processing; regulation of gene expression; rRNA processing.